GCAGCAUUUAUGACCGCAUGCAUUGGCCAUCCACACACAUAUUUACACGUUUAGCUCUAGUUCUCACAACGGUCCCAAGAUCGAAUGGGCGGCCUACACGACAACCGUUCGAGCUGAGGCAUGCUUGAUCGACUUGCGAGGCUCGAGGGCGACCACAUACGGCGGCAAGACAUCGCGCGGGCCAAAAUAGUACUGGCUACAGUCGUCGCGCCGGACGCUUGGACCGUACACGUCGACUUGGGUGGCGAGUUGGGCAAUCGUGCAGCUGGAGCAGCAGCACGAAACGACAAAGUCUCCGGCAAAGUUGCCCGCAAGGUGCAUUUUCGCACGGCCGUAGAAUCGCAGGUACGCCACCAACAACGCCCACGUUCCCCAGCAGUAGAUCGGGAGGUCAUGUACCUGCACAAAGUACAACGGAACGGUCUCAAAAUCCACGAAGGCAGGCCAGUGGGCCUGUUUAACUUCGCAGACCGCGAGUACUGUAGCUGCCAUGGCUACAUGGAGAAUGAUGCCGAGCCACAGCACGACAUAAUAUGCGCCGAGUCCACUAAACCGAGAUGCGAUUUGGGCCAACGGCGCGCAUGGACACAGCAGCGCCAUCAACCACGCUACAAAGACGAUUAAGGCUGAGUACGUUGGUGAAAUGCAUGGCGUACAGAGUUUCGCUGACGCAGUGGUCGAGCCACACUCACACAACCCGAGCUUCCACGAUUUGGCUGUACCAAACGGCAGCGGAGACAGCACCGACGCGAACAGGGGCGUCGACUCGGCCAUGUCGUCGCCCUUUUUCGACGGCAGCAAUCACACCAUACCUGGCGACCCUUCGGCCAUCCUCGCGUGCUGUCCAUGAAUGUGAAUCCCAAC
This is a messenger RNA of Aphanomyces invadans, 864 nucleotides long. RefSeq lists its product as hypothetical. Lineage: Eukaryota; Oomycota; Saprolegniomycetes; Saprolegniales; Verrucalvaceae. Bases 121 to 624 code for a protein of 167 amino acids. The transcript has a single exon. The record is from RefSeq and is a predicted model, not a curated record.